UGAUGAGCGCCGCCGGGCGGGGCGGGCGCCGCUGGGCGCGAGUGUCCCGCUGCACCUCCUUCAGCGCGAGCCACCGGCUGUACAGUAAACAUCUGGGUGAUGAAGAAAAUUUGAAAUUAUUUGGAAAAUGCAGCAAUCCAAACGGCCAUGGACACAAUUACAAAGUUGUGGUGACAGUACAUGGAGAGAUUGAUCCUGUUACAGGAAUGGUUAUAAAUUUGACCGACCUCAAAAAAUAUAUGGAGGAAGCAAUUAUGAAGCCUCUUGAUCAUAAGAAUCUGGAUUUGGAUGUGCCUUACUUUGCAGAUGUUGUAAGCACAACUGAAAAUGUAGCUGUGUGUAUCUGGGAGAACCUCCAGAGAGUACUUCCUGUGGGAGUGCUUUAUAAAGUAAAAGUGUAUGAAACUGACAAUAAUAUAGUGGUCUACAAAGGGGAAUAGGUCUUAGGAUUUGACACUGAGAAAGACCAAUUCAAUUUCUUUCCAUAUUACAAAGAGCCUGUUAUACCUUUACUUUGUGCUCCAGAGUGCCUGAUUUACUGAAAUUCAAGACCUGUUAAAUCUAUUUUAAACAAAACUUUUAAUAUAUCUUGAAUAUCAUUUAGAGAGUCUCUUAUAUGUAGAUUGAAAAUCACUUCAUUUUUGUGAACUGUUUUAAUCGGAAUCAUUUGAAAGCAAAAGAAAUCUAGUUGUUUUUUCUGUUAUUCAUUUUUUUGUGUGUAAUAUAAAUGGUAAAAAUGUUUUAUAACUUAGAGUGGGCAAAUCUUAUAAAAAAUAAAAUUCAGGUGACCACGG
This is a messenger RNA of Nycticebus coucang (slow loris), 794 nucleotides long. RefSeq names its product 6-pyruvoyl tetrahydrobiopterin synthase. The record is from RefSeq and is a predicted model, not a curated record. Gene Ontology annotation, biological process: tetrahydrobiopterin biosynthetic process. The transcript has a single exon. Bases 3 to 440 code for a protein of 145 amino acids. Gene Ontology annotation, cellular component: mitochondrion. NCBI's taxonomy places the organism in Eukaryota, Metazoa, Chordata, Mammalia, Primates, Lorisidae. Gene Ontology annotation, molecular function: 6-pyruvoyltetrahydropterin synthase activity.